GGAAAAAAAAAAAAAAAAAAAAUCCAAAACAGAAGAAAAGUCGAUAUACACUGAUACGACUGUGUAUGUGCGAUGUACGGACAGUGACACGAAAGACUCUGAAAAGUCUAAAAGAUACCGGUGGCGCCGGUCAAUGGGAGUUGAAGAGGAAGGAAAGGAGAGGGUUUUCUGAGCUGGGAGCAUUGAAAUGGCGCAACGUUCGCAUGUACCAAAAUUUGGCAACUGGGAGAGUGAAGAAAAUGUCCCUUACACUGCUUAUUUUGAUAAGGCACGUAAGGGUAGGGAUGGGAAGUUGAUCAAUCCAAAUGAUCCUCAAUACAAUUCCGAAGCGUUUUCUGACAAUGCACCCCCGGUUCGUGCUCCCCCACCGGCUGUAGCCGCAGCACCGCAGCCCAAGCACGAGCGGAAAUCGAGCAAGGAAGAUGGUGAGGUCAGGCGACUGAGCGAGGACUCCGUGGGCCGGCGAGCUUCCAGUAGCGAUUCGCCCCAUCAACGUGAUCGUGGAGUGAAUUCUGGGAGGGGUAACAGGUCAAGUGCUGAUCACUCACCCCUGCACCCACAUUAUCAGGCGAAGAUUGCAAACAAAGACGGGGUGUCCUCCCCAUCAUGGGAAAGAAAGGGUUCAUCUGAAAGGAGCCAUGGUUUCGCUCCAAACACCCCUGGGAGAUCCAGACUCAGACCUGCUACUCGUGGCGAUGAAUCUCCUGAGAAAGGUGCGGCGGUACCGAAAUUCGGCGAUUGGGAUGAGAACAAUCCUGCAUCAGCUGAUGGUUACACCCAUAUCUUUAACAAAGUCAGAGAGGAGAAGCAGAUAGGAUCAGCUAAGGUUCCCAUCAUGCCAACUGAGUCAUCUUACCACAACGGGCAAAAGCGAGACAAUGCCGACAGUUCUGAACCAACGAUGUGUUGGUGCUUUCCCAUGGGCAGAAAGUGAUGUUUGCGCCCAUAGAGUGAAAAUAUGAAGGUGAUGAGGACCUGUAAAUAUAGCUUUGAAAGCUGUUUAUUUCAUAAGCUUUGCUGAUUCCACAUGCUUAUGGAGCCCUGCCCAUCCACAUGCAGGCAUGCAUGCGAAUAUGGAUGACAUGUGCAAGAUAUGAGCUUUCUGUCUGGUUGGAAAUAAAGCUUAGAUCUUCCGACUAAAAAAUUGGGUAGCUUCACUUCUUCGGUGGACCACAAAGUAUAAAGUGAACUGACAGUUAAAACAUUUUUACCCGUCUAUUUAUAUGCUGGGGCCCACCUGAGGUGUGAAAUGGCCUGAUUUUUUUGUCCUGGAGAUCUAAACAGGCCCAACUUAUGGAAUGAUCUGAUUAAGCACGUGUUCCAUAUUGGCACCUGCCAUGUGUGGAUGGGCAGGGAGCAAACUUCUUAUAUUUUAUAUAUAGAGAAACUCUACAGACUUGCAUUCUUUUUAUUUACUUGUGUGCCUUUUUGUGAUGAAAUAAAUAUACGAGGUUUUGAGGUGUGGAAACCUCUUUAUUUGCA
Molecule: messenger RNA, 1482 nt
Organism: Magnolia sinica
Lineage: Eukaryota; Viridiplantae; Streptophyta; Magnoliopsida; Magnoliales; Magnoliaceae
Product: RPM1-interacting protein 4-like
Exons: 5
Coding region: 188-934 (248 amino acids)
Source: RefSeq, a predicted model, not a curated record